CCUGCUGUGACGUCAUGAACAGCUGAUAAUGUUGUGUAAUUUGAAAAGUGCAGUGUGAACAUAUUCAUACGACUACGAGUUCAACAAACAGUGGAGUGACCGGUUGCUGUGUUUCUGGUUCAUAAAGUCCUCUGAAGAUAACGGAAGAAAGCAGAAGAUCUGCUUUGAUGCACCUACCAAAGACUGUCCUAUUCCUGUGCGUAUUUGGUGUUUUGAUUGGAUGUUUCUGGCCGUUUGGUUCCAUCAUGAGUAUCUAUAGGAACAGUGUGUUCAUAGUCAAGGGACUUCGAGAAUUCUGCAAGAGUGGCUAUGAGCACGCAGCAAAGUCGUUUGACAAGGCAGCAUUGGAUGUUGAUGUUUCUAGCCAAGCAUUCCUCAUCACUGGUGCUAACAGUGGUAUCGGCAAGAGUGCCGCUCUAGCAGUGGCACAAAGAGGUGGCACAGUACAUAUGAUUUGUAGGAAUCAGACGAGAGGAGAGGAAGCAAAGAAAGAGAUUGAAACUACUACAGGAAAUCAGAAAGUGUUUCUUCACAUUGUUGAUAUGUCAGACUCACAGAGAGUAUCAGACUUUGCCAAGGAGUUUGCAGAAAGUGGAAAGGAAUUACAUGUUCUGGUAAACAAUGCUGGUUGCAUGGUGAAUGAACGUGAGAUGACCUCCGCUGGGUAUGAGUUCAACUUUGCUACAAAUGCCCUAGGGACGUACAUCCUCACAUCACAUCUCAUACCUGUUCUACAGAAAGCAGAGAAUUCGAGAGUGAUAACAGUAUCUUCAGGUGGAAUGUACACACAGAAGCUUGAUCUGAAUAACUUACAAAGUGAGAAGACGGCCACCUUUGACGGAACGAUGUCGUAUGCAAACCAAAAACGUCAGCAAGUGAUCAUGACGGAGCAGUGGGCCAAGAAGUACCCCGAGAUCAAGUUCUUCACGAUGCAUCCAGGCUGGGCUGAUACACCGGCUGUACAGAACUCCAUGCCAGACUUCCAUGCAAGGUUUAAGGAUAAACUGAGAUCCCCAGAGCAGGGAGCAGACACGGUCAUUUGGUUGUGCCUGGCUAAGGCUCCGUUGGAUGCAGAGAGUGGAGGCUUUUACUUGGAUCGCAAACCUCAGUCGAAGCAUCUUCCUCUGGCAUGGACCAAAUCAUCAGCUGGAGAUGAAGAGAAACUCAUGACGAUACUAGAAGACAUGUCUGCAAAGUUCAGCAAAGAAUAAGCUUGUGACAGCGUAAAAGUGCCAUGGUCAGGACAUGAAUACGAUUAAAAAUCAGGAUUUAUAUAGCGCUUAAUUCGAAAUACUGUAUCUAAGCGCUAUACUGAUAGUAUUAUCACCCUGGUCAUCGAAUUCAUAUGCACAGUGCGCAACAUCUCCACUCCCUGGGGAGUAUUGCUACCAUAUGGUCACCCUGAGGGCAUAUGGCAAUUGAUGUCAUAAAGGCUUUCGUCAUCCUACCUACCAGUUCACCGUUUCUCUCCUGGGAAACUUUUCAAUUUCUUAAGAUCAUGAGCUUUCAUUCAUGUAUAUGAUAUAUAUUUCAUUUAUAUCAAUGUCUACUUCAAAGGGCAAUCCAACCCUUGUUUGAAAUGAAUCAGAACAAUAGUCAGCAAGUUAUGACUGUUUGAAAUAUGAGAUCACUAAGUCUAUGCAAAUCUCAAAUCGAUAGUUUGGUUAGUGGAUUGUGACGUAGGACGUGGACAACUCUCCC
This is a messenger RNA of Strongylocentrotus purpuratus (purple sea urchin), 1701 nucleotides long. It is a transcript of the gene dhrs12, whose product is annotated as dehydrogenase/reductase SDR family member 12. The transcript has 9 exons. The record is from RefSeq and is a predicted model, not a curated record. The coding region runs from base 168 to 1211 and encodes 347 amino acids. Lineage: Eukaryota; Metazoa; Echinodermata; Echinoidea; Camarodonta; Strongylocentrotidae.